This is a messenger RNA of Talaromyces amestolkiae, 1092 nucleotides long. RefSeq lists its product as uncharacterized. Gene Ontology annotation, molecular function: oxidoreductase activity, acting on the CH-CH group of donors, NAD or NADP as acceptor. The record is from RefSeq and is a predicted model, not a curated record. The transcript is spliced from 2 exons. Lineage: Eukaryota; Fungi; Ascomycota; Eurotiomycetes; Eurotiales; Trichocomaceae. Bases 1 to 1092 code for a protein of 363 amino acids.
AUGGCCAUCCCAAACAAACAAAUCCUCUACACCAAAACCCCCAAUCCCGCAAUCAACCCCGACUUGACCAGCGACAAUGGCACCUUCAGCCUCAAACAAAACAGCAUCUCCCUUCCCAUCCCCUCCGACAAGGUCCUCGUGCGCAACCACUACCUCUCCCUCGACCCGGCCAUGCGCCAAUGGCUCACCGCAAAACGAUCGUACAUUGCCCCCGUCGAACUCGGCGCCGUAAUGCGCAGUCUCGCAGUCGCACAAAUCAUCGACGUUGGCUCAUCGCUGCAAUCACAAUUUAAAAAGGGCGAAUGGUUAAUUGCUGUUACAGGCUGGCAGGAAUAUGCGCUGUUGAGUGCGAAGGAGGCCGCGACUCAGAGAGCGAAUGUGCCGCCUGGAUGUUCGCCCCUGGACGCCAUGACGGUUUUGGGUACAGUUGGUCUGACGGCUUAUUUUGGGUUGUUGGAAGUUGGGCAGUUGCGUGCUGGGGAUACGGUGGUUGUCUCUGGUGCGGCGGGCGCGACGGGKAUGAUUGUGGGCCAGAUUGCGAAAGUCAAGGGCGCGAAACGCGUUAUUGGGUUGGCGGGAAGUGCGGACAAGUGUCGGUUCUUGACGGAGGAGCUGGGAUUUGACGUCGCCAUCAAUUAUAAGGAUAAGGACUGGAAGAAGCAGCUGCGAGCGGCGUGCCCGGAUUACAUUGACGUGUAUUUUGAUAAUGUGGGUGGAGAGAUCCUGGAUGCUUGUCUGGGGCUUGCUGCGAAAGAUGCGCGGUUUGCGAUUAGUGGACACAUUAGUCAGUACUCUGCGGCGAAACCAGAGGGACCGAAGAACAUUAUGAUGCUGAUUGGACAACGAGUCAUGAUGAAAGGAUUUAUCUAUCUCGACUACCGUAAGAAAUUCCCUGCUGCUCUAGCCGAUCUGCAGCAGUGGUUGCUUGACGGCAAAAUCAAACGAAAGUACUAUAUCAUCAAGGGCGGUCUGGAGGCUUGUCCUCAGGGACUGAUGGACAUGUAUGCGGGAGCCAACACGGGCAAGACGAUGGUUGAAGUUGUCCCUUUUUCAGAGGCGAUUCCAGACGGCAACAAUACGGCUAAGCUGUAA